This is a messenger RNA of Guillardia theta CCMP2712, 681 nucleotides long. RefSeq lists its product as hypothetical. The transcript is spliced from 5 exons. NCBI's taxonomy places the organism in Eukaryota, Cryptophyceae, Pyrenomonadales, Geminigeraceae. The record is from RefSeq and is a predicted model, not a curated record. Bases 1 to 681 code for a protein of 226 amino acids.
AUGAGCUUCAGGAACGAGCAAGCGCUCUGUCGGCUGAGAAGCAUAGGGGAAGAGAAUGAUUUCGGAGUCGAGAUGCACCUGUUGGAUGACGUCUUGACGACUGCCGUGGACGCUGACACGCUCAAUCGAUCACCUGAUGACGAAUCCGAGACGAGCUUCCAUCAGGACGAUGUCAGCUCAGAGAUAUCAAAAGGCAGAUAUGGCGCGAGAGCUUCCACGGGGUCGGCAGCGACGGGCGAAAAGCAUGAAGCAACACACAUGGGGUUUGGAGGGUGGGAAGUGAAGCCAUGGUCCUUUCUCCGUGAAUGCAACGCGGAGCUUGUAACAGCGGGGUCGUCGAUGACGCGGUCCUUUGUUGAUCGAGAAACAGUGGGUUCCAGCGAAUGGAUGCGGGUCUGGAUGUCAUAUCUUGCUGUCAAAGAAACAGCCCUGAGAAAUUUGCACCUGGAUGUCUUAAAGUUGCUGGACAGUGUUCUGCAGUACUAUGGCAAGAAGAAUGAAAGCCUGUUUCUGAUGGAUCCGGUCAAGCUUGCAAACCUCUGCUCUCACGUCGAGGAAAUUUUCUUCCGAGCAGGGCAGGUAGGAAACACCAUCGCAACACUCGGGAGCUGUCUCACCACCCACAACCUGCAGAUCACCCAUGCUCUCUCCGGCAACCCCAACCUCAGGGCGCUAUGGUAA